Molecule: messenger RNA, 998 nt
Organism: Cololabis saira (Pacific saury)
Lineage: Eukaryota; Metazoa; Chordata; Actinopteri; Beloniformes; Belonidae
Product: DNA damage-inducible transcript 4-like protein-like
Exons: 2
Coding region: 107-739 (210 amino acids)
Biological process (GO): negative regulation of signal transduction
Cellular component (GO): cytoplasm
Source: RefSeq, a predicted model, not a curated record
CGAGUCCCCUCAUCCAGACGCUCAUCUUCAGCUUCACUUAAUACAUGGAGACAAUACAGACCAAACUGUUGGAGGAGACACCGGAGCUUCACGAACAAGAGAAAGGAUGGUCUAUAGCACGGCAUUGCCUUUUGGACACCGGGUGCCCGUGUUUUCGGAGGAAGAGAGCCUCGUAGAGAUGAUCGGUAAAUACUUCCUGCAGCUGGCGUCUCCGGGCAGGAGGAUGAAGUCAGCCCGGCGGGGCAGUGUGGAGAGCUGCGAGGAGAGGGACUGCAACUCAGCCUAUUCUACCUUGGAUGCUGGAGUAGAGGAUGAACAGCGGCUCCUUCAUCAGGACGUGACCCGGCAGCUGGAGCGUUGCCUCACAGAGGCCAAAGCAUCCACCCUCCACUGCCAGAUGUUGCUGCUGCCCCGUCACCUGACCACCAGGGUGGUGGACCACAUCCUGCGCUCCUCCACCGAGGAGCCCUGCGGCCUCCGGGGCGCCUCCAUCAAACUCUACAUCGAGGGUAAAAAAGACGGGCUGAAGUCUGUGGGGAGCAUCUUCCCUGACCCGGCCGUCACCCCGACCUUCGAGCUGUCUGUGGUCUUCAAGGCGGACCAGGGCGACGGCUGGCCGCCGCUCAAGCACCUGUUUGACACCAGCAAGGUGCUGAAGCUGAGAGCAGAGUACCGGCUGGUGAAGAGGAAGCUCUACUCCUCCGCCAGUCCGGUUGUUCAUGACAUUAGCUAUUUGUAAUGUGAAAACUGCAGACCCGGUCCGUUCUUCCUGUCUUAAAUGUGGGCACAAGUAGCAUACACUGGACUUUUUCAUGUACACAAAUGUCACUUUGAGCAAGUCUUUAAGUGCAUCUUUAAAAAGUGUUUUAUGUAUUUUACAAGAUGAAUUGCAAGUCUUAUAGUUUAAAACUGUUCAGUUCUUCUCAGUAUUGGGCUGGUCUCAUUUCUGAAGUGUUCCAUUUUUAUUUAUGAAACUGAAAUAAAUCUAUUUUAAUACA